Pipistrellus nathusii (Nathusius's pipistrelle) is the source of this 501-nucleotide messenger RNA. The record is from the annotation of a GenBank genome assembly. NCBI's taxonomy places the organism in Eukaryota, Metazoa, Chordata, Mammalia, Chiroptera, Vespertilionidae.
AUGAAAAUCCAGCUGGUCUGCAUGAUGCUCCUGGCAUUCACCUCCUGGAGUCUGUGCUCAGACUCUGAAGAGGAAAUGAAAGCAUUCGAAGCAGAUUUAUUGACCAAUGUGCACACAUCAAGGGUCAGUAAGGCAAGUGUUCCCUCUUGGAAAAUGACUCUGCUGAGUCUUUGCAGCCUUAUAAAUAACCUGGACGGACAAGCUGAGGAAACAGGAGAGUUUCAUGGAGAGGACCUUGUUACAAGAAGGAAAUUUCCCAUUGCCGUAGAUGACUUUAGCUUGGAAGCAAUGCUGACAAUAUACCAGAUCCGAAAUAUCUGUCACAGCAGGGCCUUUCAACACUGGGAGGUGAUUCAGGAAGAUGCUCUUGAUAAUGGAAAUGACAAAAAUGAAAAGGAAGAAGUUAUAAAGAGAAAAAUUCCUUACAUUCUGAAACGGCAAUUAUAUAAGAAUAAACCCAGACGACCCUACAUCCUCAAAAGAGAUUCUUACUACUAUUGA